AUUCUUAAUUUGUGAAAGUUUAUACUCUCAAGAAGAUCUCUAUACCCAAAUAGAUUCGUUGGUUUAGAGACUGAAGCCACAGAGAAGGUUUAAAACCAUUUACUGAACUAGUUUCAACAUGUCUCGCCAUCCUUCUAAACACAGCGGGAUUAGCUGUGACUCCUGUGGUAAGAGUGCCUUCCCUGGGAAGAGAUACAAGUGUCUAACUUGCUACGAUUUUGACUUGUGCCAGGAUUGCUAUGAGGGAGGUGAGACAGGAACCUCCCAACACAAUACUGACCAUCCAAUGCAAGUCAUUUUAACUAAAGUAGAAGCAGAUAUAUUUUAUGGAGGUGAAAGCCACAGUGUAGAACAGCCCCAGUCCUUUACAUGUCCUUUAUGUGGGGAGGUGGGGUUCAGUGACAGCGAAUUUAGAGAUCACGUGACUAGACAGCACGCCGACUCGUCUAACGUACAGGAAGUGAUAUGUCCAGUCUGCGCUGCUUAUCCCGGGGGUAAUCCAAACCAUCAAACGAGAGAUUUCUCGGGACAUUUAAUGUUAGACCAUUCACUGACACUCCGUGAUGCUGACCUCGAUCAGGGAGGGAUGCACAAUAGAGUGAGGAGGAUGAUGGUUCGAAGGAGAGGGGGAGGGGAGAGGUAUGGGUUCUUUAGGGAGAGCCAAGUAUCGCAACAAGAUGGCAGCGUUGACCCUUUAUCGGAGCUACUAUCUCACUUAGGAGGUGGUGGUGGGAGGCGGCUACCCUCAGAUAUCCCUCCUCACAUUCAGCAGUUGCUGGAGCAUCAGGAAAGACAGCAGACCUUUGAGAGGGCGUCGCCCUUGCGUCGUCCAGUUUAUCGUAAGAUACUUGUAGGAAGAGGAGGAGGUGGUAACAGAGGUGCUGGUGGAACUCAUUCUUUAUUCAACCCAUCGCAUAGAGAAUUGUUGGAAUUUACUAGAGGAGCAGGGGGCGUGGCUGUAGGGGGCGGGGCUAAAGACGAUAAUAGAAAUGACCAUUCAGCAUGUGGUAGUAGGUCACAGAGUGAUGAAUCAGCAUAUUUGUUAAAUAAUUAUCAAGACACCAUUUUGAGUGACACUGAACAGAAACUAGUUGAAAGGGACAGGACAAACAAGAGCCUGUUCGUACAAGAACUACUCCUCUCAUCACUAGCUUUUAGUUCCUCUUCUUCGUCUGACGAUGAAGAAACUUAAAACCUUUCGAGAGUGAAAGAGGAGAGAGAGAAAGAGAAUUAAGUAAAGGCGGAAGAGUUAUUAAUGUACAUGUGGUGUGUGUUAAAACUUAUUAAUACUCUUAUAUGUAAUAUUAAUAAUAAAUAUUAAUUAUUGUAAGUGUCUUUUUGUUGUCUAAGUGAUGUUUGUUGUUUAUUGUUGUUGUUGUCGUUUUUCUUCUAUACUUCCACGUCUUGUGACACUUU
Messenger RNA from Amphimedon queenslandica, 1416 nucleotides. Its product is annotated as E3 ubiquitin-protein ligase KCMF1-like. Gene Ontology annotation, biological process: synaptic signaling. Gene Ontology annotation, cellular component: plasma membrane. The transcript is spliced from 9 exons. Gene Ontology annotation, molecular function: zinc ion binding. The record is from RefSeq and is a predicted model, not a curated record. NCBI's taxonomy places the organism in Eukaryota, Metazoa, Porifera, Demospongiae, Haplosclerida, Niphatidae. The coding region runs from base 119 to 1192 and encodes 357 amino acids.